Molecule: messenger RNA, 2040 nt
Organism: Brugia malayi
Lineage: Eukaryota; Metazoa; Nematoda; Chromadorea; Rhabditida; Onchocercidae
Exons: 12
Coding region: 1-2040 (679 amino acids)
Source: RefSeq, a predicted model, not a curated record
AUGGAAAUGCUUUACAAUGAAAACAAAGUAGCUGCAGUGGUAAGAAUCGAACAAGGUAGUGAAGGAAAUACUGACAAUCGAGUGGUGAUCAAUGAAGAGCUCUCAACGGAGGGUCGGAAUUUUAAGAAAAGAUUUUUAGACAGUAAUCAAAUAGAAGUAAUUGACAAAGAACAUGAAGAUAGCAAAUGUGACAAUAGUGGAGCUGUGGAAGAUGCAUUAGAGAGGACGAUAAACGAAGUUGCAGAGACAAGUUUGCAGAGUGCUGCUGUUGAAGGGGAGGAUCUGACGAGCGAAGGUUCGAGAAAGAGAAGCAAAUACGACUGGGAUGCACCCAUCGUUAAGGACAUUGUUCGACGAGUUAAAAAUCAUCGUUUAUCUCAUGCCAAAGCAGCUGAACAGCUUUCUCUACUAAUGGAUGCAAAAGUAACAUCUAUUGGAGUUCGGUUGCAAGUUGUUAAAAUGGCAAAUGAUGAAGCACUUGCGAAGCAGGAUCAGCGGAGUAGCUGCUCAAAAACAUUCAAGAAUGGCAGUUCCUCCCCAAGCAAAGUUGAGAACAAAACAGCAGGUGUAAUGAGAGAACGUGAAAGUAAAUCACCUGUUUCUUAUCGUACCAGAAGCAAAACUGGUGUAAAACAAAAUGCAAACACUUUACAAACUAGUAAAUCGGAAAAUGGUAUGGAAGUUCACGUUACACGAUCAAAUAUGGACGAGACUAGCAGUCAAUGUACAGGAAAUAUCAGCAAUGGAAUUAGUUUGUCUGUAGCAGCAAUGCAGAGUGAUGCAACAAACAAUCAGCUUUAUUUGCCUAUCAUCAUUUCACAGCCACCAACCACAACAUCAGUGGCCACGAAAAUGGUACCACCAGUUAUUCGGCUUUUGGAUAAUGAAGGAAAAUUGACACAUAUUGCGGUUGCUGAAAAUGGCAGCUACAAAUUAUACCGUGUGAAUGAAGGAGGUACAAAUGCUGAACAUAUGCAGAUGGUUAAUCAAGCUGUGUCGACUGGCAAUGCAUCAUCAAAUACUGAACCUUCUACAAAUAAUAUAACCGUGCCGGAUACCCAGGAGACGACGAAAUUGGAAAAAAGUAUGACUCCUAGCUGUAGUGCAAAUUAUUACAUCGAAAGUGUUCCAGCGCAACAAACUUUGGGAGCCCUGGUGGGUAUACCGAAAUUCGUCAAUCCGCAACGGUAUGGUGGAAGUAAUGUAUACACCAGGACAAUUGGACCUGUAGGCACAACUAGUACAAUUCCAUGCACAGGCGGCAUACGAUCUCGAAACGAAAUAAAAGAAGAAGUUAAAAGAUUGAUUCAUUGUUUGAAGUCUCAACAUAUUACUUGUGAAGAAGCUAUGAAACAGUUAUUCGAAUAUGUUGCACUGAAUCCAUCAAACCUUACUUUACCUAUGGAAAAGCAAGUGAACGAUGUAGACGAAAACAAGCAGAAACCGGACAACAGUGUAGAUUAUGAGGUACCACCGCAGCGGGAAUGUAGUGCUGAAGAUGGAAACGAACCGUAUACAAGGCUAGUUGAUGAGCAGGGAAAUAUGAACAUUGCCGUUGUAGAAGGCGAAGGUUAUCGGGUCUAUCGGUUGAAUAAAACAGCGCAAAAUCGCGAAUUAUAUAAAUGCGCCGAUUGUGAUUUAUUACAUAAAACCAAAAAAGAUCCAAUUGCGCAAGUUGAAAUUGUCGAUGGCAUAUUGAUUGGUGACAUCCAUCCUUCACAUCAUCCAAGAUGUCCCUUGCAAACACUAUCAGUAAAAGAUUGUGAACAAAAUUCGGUUAAUGACGAACGAGAGUCUUUGUUAUUUCCUGAAGCGACUACGGAUGUUGAAGAAGGUCGAAGAGGAGAUGAAGCGGGAAAAAGUACUAGUGCAAAGCGUACACCAAAACAAAGUGGUCGUAGAAGUCGACAAACGACUAAAUCACCAGUCAGAAAAAGACCUCAUGUUGUACCGGAACGAAGUUUGGGAAUGACAUUGAGAAAACGAAGAGCGAGGACGUUAACAAGUCCGGGAAUUUAUGACUCUGAAGUAAUGAGUUAA